This is a messenger RNA of Megachile rotundata (alfalfa leafcutting bee), 1700 nucleotides long. RefSeq lists its product as uncharacterized. The record is from RefSeq and is a predicted model, not a curated record. NCBI's taxonomy places the organism in Eukaryota, Metazoa, Arthropoda, Insecta, Hymenoptera, Megachilidae.
ACGUGGUUGUCGGCGUGAAACAGCAAGAGACAAGUCAGAAUUACCUGCAAUGACACCGAAGUUGACUAUAAUCUUAGCUGUAAAAUCCUCGGAUGACGGGAUGCUUGAAGAACAAUUUAAAUUUAAUUUUCUAAGCUUUGAAUUAUCAUGGAGAAGUUUUUGGUUAAAGAAUGAGUUGUUAGUUAGACAAAGUAUUCUUGUAUGUGUUUUAAGUCUUCAGCAUCCGCCAUUCAAUAUCUAAGCAUGAUCAUAUUACAACCCUGUGCGAUUGUUUGUAUAGUCGGAACUGUAUGUACGAGCAUGUAUGCAAAACUCAUCUUUAGCUUUGUAUAAUUAUUUAUUUGUUAUGAUUUUGUUGUUAGUACACGUUGACACUUUGACGGUAGCUUUUGUAAACAUCUCUACUGAACAAGAUUGUGUUUCAGUGUUUGAGUCAUAGAGUAUUUUCAAACUUUUAACACAUUGAAGUCAAUUAAAACAAUUGUUUGAAAGAGCACGGAGCCUGAAUAAAUAUUUUAAGCAUCUGGUAAAAUAAAAAGAGUUAACACACUGUGAGAAAAUAAACUCUUGAAUUAGUAUCCAAGAGAUUAAAGAUAAGGUAAAAAUCAGCAGUCAAAGUGUUAAUAUUAUUAUACUUUAAUUAUUGGGUUCUUUAGAUCAAAAUUGUAUGGUCAACAAAAUAUCUAUAGUAAAAAUUACAAAUAAAAACAGUGUGUUGUACAAUAAAAUCAGUACCAAACUGACACCAAACUAUUUCAUUAAAAUGUUAAGUAUUUCAAUACUUUAUUUUUCUUUAAUGUGAGUUUUGCAUCUGUAUUCCUCAUACAUACCACCAACUUAUAAGAUGCAAAAACAAAAGCCACUAAUAGUUCUAACUACCAAAUUACGAGGGAAAUUCAUAUUGUCCCGGUAACACGUGGAACGACGGGCACGAUGAUCGCUGAACGAGCGCGGAAUAACAACUAACUUAUAUUCACCUCUUCCAAAGACUCGCAUACCGUGUAAGUAAGAAAGAAAUCAGCGUGCAUAUCGGUCUGUCGCAAUACCGCCAGUGAAAGUAAAAAAGAUCGAUCUCCGGUAACGAGAGGCGCGAGUCGUUUGAAAAAACUAUGCUGUCUCUGAUACCCCUAUGAAUAAUAAUUUGUGAUCGAUUACAAUGUAUUCCGUGCACGAAAUCGUCACUCAACCCGAGGACAUAAAGGUGGGUGAACACGAUGAACGGAGUAUUGCUUUCCACCAGUUCCUACCCGGAACGUCGAACAACAAAACUAGAAUGCGCGUUAAUCAGGCGUUGAUAUUAAUCUUCGCGCUGUGCAUAAUCGUCGAGUGCGGCGGUACAGUUUCGACUCGCGUGACCAGGACCAUUCCCUUCAAUUUGUUCCCGUCGAGAUGGUCGAGCACGCUCAGAAACUUGUGGUCCAGUGGACGAUUAUGGGAUUUGCCACGAAACAGCGCAGAAUAUUUCCUAAGGCUGGUAGCAGCUCCUGACACCAGGAAGAAGAUGAUGUUCGAGUUCAGACCCGACGACGGACCUCGUGCCUCGUACGCUUAUCAAAGCCGCUAUGGUUAUCGCGGACAGUGGCUGAUCGAGUUACUCGGUUCCGGUUUUCAUCCUGACAGUGUACCUUUUCGACAACCCGUACCACUUUCUAUGUUGGUUCCCCCAGCGCCUCCUCGGUGAUAACACAAUGUUCGAUAUA